ACGCAGCCAUGGUCCUAAUGUUCAGUUCCGACCUAACCGUCGUUACAACUAGACGUGUUAAAACAAGUUCGGAUCUGAUAUUUUUUGGAACUUUUACUUCGGUACCUUAGUAGAAAGAGCUAUUUGAGAAAGCUGCAAGCCAAGUAAAAUAUAGUGAAGAAGAAGUCUUAACUGUUUCAUCGUAUAACAAAGAGGAAGAUGAAUCGUCAUCCAAAUGCCGAUUUCAAAAAUCAAUGUCGUAAUGAUCCGCAGGUUGAAUUAGAAAGUCAAUUUGUUUUGCGUUUACCACCGGAACCUGCUAGAGUACUCAAGGAUACAUUGAGUAAUGGCCUUCCUUUAAAAGAUAGAUUAAAUAUUAAGUUAGAAAAUGAUAUGCGUUAUGGUGAGGUUAGAUUCGAUCACUGGUUACUCCAUGCCAAGGUAGUGGAUAUACCAACAAUAGUGGAGUCCUUGAAAACCAUCGAUAACAAAAGCUUUUAUAAGACUGCAGAUAUAUGUCAGAUGCUUAUAUGUAAAGAAGAAGAAGAUCAUACUGCAACAGAUGAAGAAUCACCUGUUAAACAAAAGAAGAAAGACCCUAACAAAGUUGAUAAAAAGUUCCUCUGGCCUCAUGGUAUAACACCAUGCACAAAAAAUGUAAGACGAAGGAGAUUUAGAAAAACUUUGAAGAAGAAAUAUGUGGAAGCACCAGAGAUCGAGAAGGAAGUUAAGCGUUUAUUGCGAGUGGACAAUGAAGCAGUUAAUGUUAAGUGGGAAGUGAUAUGCGAGGAUGAGGACCAGACAAAACCAAGCAAAGUAUCAUCAUCUGGUACAGUUAAAACUAAGCGGGAUAGCAUCAAUGGAAAUACAUCUCAAAGUCUAGACGUCGCUGAACAUGACAUAUUUGGCGAGCCUGUGAGCGACAGUGAAGAUGAUGAUGAAGAGGCGAACCUCAAUGUGAUGGAAAUAGAUGAAAAUAGCCGUCUUUCGGUGGAUAGCCGAGUUUCAGACUCAAAUUCUAUGCAGGUGCCAUAUUCUGAAAGAUCAAACAAUAACGCGACGACAAGCAACGGAUUGGUGACUGAAUUUAGUAAAGAGAUGUUCCAAAAUGAUAACAAUGGCGAUGCGGAGGCCGAGAAACAACAGGAAGAGGCCACCCCGGCGAAAGUGCCGAAAUUGGAACAAUUUCAUUCGGAGUAUAUUAUUCCUGAUAGUUAUACCGAAUCACCGCCGGUGUCCGUGUCUAAAGAUUCCCUCAUUCAAACACGUCUCGCCACUCUUCAUGCAGAACUGGCGGAGCUACGACAGAGAAGACAGCAACAGGAGAUUGAGAUAGCUAAUAUAGAGAACAUUAAAUUGAGGCAGAGAUUCCAAGAAAUUUUAGACAAUUUGUUGACCCAAGAGAUGCAGAAAGUACAAGAGAUACAUGAUCUAGAAUUGGAAUAGAAGAUAUACAGAAUACCAGAGUAUAAUAUAAAGAAAUUAAAUAAUAUACAUAUAUUUCAUAUAUUAAAAAAAUAUGUUGUUUUGUUACUAUUUUGUAUAAAUUAAAACGGAUAAUUACAUAUAAUAUUUUUUAAUAAAAUAGCUUUCACUGCAUAGAAUGUAAAAAAAUUAUAU
Messenger RNA from Odontomachus brunneus, 1599 nucleotides. RefSeq names its product transcription initiation factor TFIID subunit 7 (gene Taf7). Gene Ontology annotation, molecular function: RNA polymerase II general transcription initiation factor activity. NCBI's taxonomy places the organism in Eukaryota, Metazoa, Arthropoda, Insecta, Hymenoptera, Formicidae. Bases 199 to 1425 code for a protein of 408 amino acids. The record is from RefSeq and is a predicted model, not a curated record. Gene Ontology annotation, biological process: transcription initiation at RNA polymerase II promoter; RNA polymerase II preinitiation complex assembly. The transcript is spliced from 7 exons. Gene Ontology annotation, cellular component: transcription factor TFIID complex.